This is a messenger RNA of Lucilia sericata (common green bottle fly), 1698 nucleotides long. Its product is annotated as cytochrome P450 6g1-like. Gene Ontology annotation, molecular function: monooxygenase activity; iron ion binding; oxidoreductase activity, acting on paired donors, with incorporation or reduction of molecular oxygen. NCBI's taxonomy places the organism in Eukaryota, Metazoa, Arthropoda, Insecta, Diptera, Calliphoridae. The transcript has 2 exons. The record is from RefSeq and is a predicted model, not a curated record. Gene Ontology annotation, biological process: insecticide catabolic process; response to DDT. The coding region runs from base 437 to 1576 and encodes 379 amino acids.
UUUGCCCAUCAAAGAGAACAAUCAAUUCUGAUCUUAAAAUGUUGCUGACAAUAAUUUUAUUAAUUUUUAUUAUUUUACUGAGUAUUUUGUAUAUUUAUUUAAAAUAAAUUUUAAUUAUUGGAAGCGAUAUCCUCAGAUCGCCAGUGUUAAAGGUAGAAUAUUCAGUGGAAAUUUCUUGGAUUUUUUAACGUUUAAAACUAAUUUCGGUUAUCAUUUGAGAGCAUUGUAUGCGAAUGAAAAAUAUCGCAAUGAAGCAGUUGUGGGCAUAUAUGGGCUCUAUGAACCAGGCCUGCUAAUAAGGGAACCUGAUAUAAUAAAAUCUAUAUUAAUAAAGGACUUUGACUGUUUCAAUAGCCGUACGUGCAGAGGUGAUCUGCAGCAUGAUCCUUUGGGGGCUUUGAACUUGUUCUUUAGCGCAUAUCCUCACUGGAGAGAAAUGCGUGUGAAAUUGAGCCCGGUAUUCACUAGUGGGAAAUUAAAGUUAAUGUAUCCUCUCUUGCAAAAGGUGGGUGUUAAACUGGAGGAGCAUCUCAAGCAAAAUGGAAACCAAUUUACGUUAGAAUUGAAACAGUUAUGUGGUCGCUAUACCACAGAUGUUAUAUCGACCACUAUAAUGGGUUUCAAUUCUAAUGCUUUGGGUAAUAAGCAAGAAUACAUAUACCAGGAGGCAUUUAAAUUGUCGGCCUUUAAUGUCAAAAGAGCUGUUGAUUUCUUAAUAGCCUUUUUUGCUCCCAAACUAAAUAGAAUUCUAAGACCCAGAAUAUUUUAUCAAUCCACUGAAAAGUUUAUGCGCUCUAGUAUAAAAUGUGUAAUAGAGGAAAGGGAACGCUCGGGUGCUAUACGUAAUGAUCUUAUAGAUGCAUUUAUUAAAAUUAAACAAGAAACACGAUGGAAAGGCGAAGAUGAGCAUCAAUGUAUGGAGAGUUUAAUUGCCCAGGCUUCUAUAUUCAUGAGUGCAGGUUUUGAAACUUCUGCCACUACCAUGGCAAAUGCUCUAUUCGAAAUGGCUAAAAAUCAAGAAGUUCAACAGAAAUUGAGAAAAGAAAUCGUGCAAACACUUGCCAGAGAUGAGGGUGAAAUGUCUUAUGACUCACUUAAUAAAAUGGAAUAUUUACAAAUGGUUAUAGACGAAACAUUAAGAUUGUAUCCGGUGCUGCCGCUAUUGGAUCGUAGAUAUUCCAAAUCUGUGAAUAGAUCAGAAGAGUUCUCUUUAGCACCACAUUAUGACUACAAAUUACCCGAAGGCAUGCCGGUUUAUAUAUCGGUAUUUGGUUUGCAUUAUGAUCCCAAGUUUUGGCCAUUUCCCUACAAAUUCGAUCCAGAACGUUUUAGUCCCGUAAAUAAGAAACUUUUAACUCCUUUGACUUAUUUACCAUUUGGAGAUGGUCCUCAUAAUUGCAUUGGUGCCCGUUUGGGUUUGUUAGAAGUUAAAGUUGGUUUGGUGCACAUCCUAAAAUAUUAUCGUGUGCGAGUAUGUGCUCAGACUAUAAUACAACCGAAAUUUGAACCCAAAAGUAUUGUUCUACAGACUAGGGGUGGAAUACAUGUAGAGUUUAUUAGAGAUAAUAUGUGGUAAUCAUUGAUUCUGGGUAAUCAGAGACAAAUUUUAAUUGUUAAAAACUGAAUUUUUUUUAUUAUCUUUAAAUAUGUAUAAAUUUAGAAAUUGCAGAAUUAACAAUAAUAUAAAGAAAAAUUAUC